Messenger RNA from Colletotrichum scovillei, 1434 nucleotides. RefSeq lists its product as uncharacterized. Lineage: Eukaryota; Fungi; Ascomycota; Sordariomycetes; Glomerellales; Glomerellaceae. The record is from RefSeq and is a predicted model, not a curated record. The transcript is spliced from 5 exons. The coding region runs from base 1 to 1434 and encodes 477 amino acids.
AUGUCACCGGCGGCACCUCCGGCUGUUGAGAAAUCGCCGUUUCAGUCCGAUCUCGACAUCAUUGACGAUCCUGGAGUGCCUUCUGAGAGUAAAAAGUGGAUGUUUGAUGUCUUGUUAAACGACAUCAUUCCUUACCGGUAUCAUGACCACUUCAGAGUCUUCCCCGAGAUUGAGUUCUACAGGACUCUCCUAUACAAUCGGCCUGAUCGUGACGGAAUAUGGGGCCUUGUUGAACGAUUCCAUGAAUGGAUUUCGAGCAUCGCAUUGUCCUCCCCUACUGACGCGGACGAAGCCAUCGAGGCUCUCAAGCAUCGCGCAGCAUUCAACGGCUGGCCGGAAAUGCGAGAGGGACCUCUAGAUUCUGCGAACGAGUCGUUUCACGGAAUUUCUACACAGGAGCAGCGAGAUUCUGAACCUCAUUUGACCACUCCGGCAUGCUCAUCCGCUACUUCACGGGCCCAAAAAGGUGAGAGAGCGGGUUCUCAGUGCCUAACACUACACGAGAAUCAGCAUCCACUCCUGCAGGCCGAAUUGGUUGCUACCCCGACUUUCCAGUUCAAAGGGCUUGUACAGAGUAUGGAUCACUUCAUGGAGCUAGAUAAUGCCUACGAGCGACACACGAAGCGCGCACCUGGCUCAGCCCCCGAAGACGAUAUUUCUUGGCCAGCCUCUUCAGAAAAGCAGCGAGAGUAUGUUCAGCAGCUCUUUGAGAGUAUCACUGAUCUGAGUGAUUUCUUUGAGCUGAGAAAAGCUCGUGAGCGUCUCGGCAAUGUUACCAAUGCUCCACAGGAUCUGGUGACGCCUGAGAACGAAGGGAAUCCUAGGAAGCGUCGAAGGGUACGCAACGGUCAAAAAGUUGACAUCAUACCAGCAAGGCCUAAGGGAAUGAGCAAGACAGAUUGGGCCUUGGUGGAUGCUGAAAGUUCACCUGCAGAUCUUCUCGAAGCGGUCAUCCAUCACCGGAUCUCUGGCAUUGAGGUUGAGCUGCUGUGUUGGAGACUUCUGCGGUCUGCAAUGGAGCAGCAGCAGGGCUUUACAAUGCGCCCUGUCUGGUCUGGUACGAGGACUGUGUCGACGUGGGAACACUUCGACACUUUCUCUGCCAGAUGGCAAUCAAUAUGUAGCAACCUCCAGGAUUGUAAAAUGAUCCUACAUUCUCUGACCCGUGCAGACUGGUUCUGCAAAUAUGCUGGCGCUCCGUCAAAAGAACGAGGGGCAAAAUUGAGUAACGAUCUCCUGAAUGGAAGAAGAGACAUCCAAAAUCAGGUUGGUCGAGAAGUUAUCAAAGAGAAGACUUCUAAGCAAGAUUGGAUCACUACGGAAGAUUUCGAGAUCCGCGACAAGGCCGGCGAGCUCGUGUUAAAGGGUGGACAUUUGGGAGACAGAAAACGCCGAGAGCUUGCCGUCAGAAGCAUUGACGAGCAGAAAUCUUGA